Toxorhynchites rutilus septentrionalis is the source of this 2520-nucleotide messenger RNA. RefSeq lists its product as uncharacterized. Gene Ontology annotation, molecular function: nucleic acid binding. Gene Ontology annotation, biological process: DNA integration. NCBI's taxonomy places the organism in Eukaryota, Metazoa, Arthropoda, Insecta, Diptera, Culicidae. The record is from RefSeq and is a predicted model, not a curated record. The transcript is spliced from 3 exons. Bases 1 to 2520 code for a protein of 839 amino acids.
AUGGAGAAGGUGAACCAUAGCACCUGGGCUAUACCGAUUGUUCCAAUAAUGAAGGCCAAUAACAAAGUGAGACUUCGCGGUGAUUUCAAUGUUACGGUAAAUCCAAGUUUGGAGGUCGACGAUCAUCCGUUGCCUACUAUCGAAAAACUCUUCGCUACGGUUGCUGGAGGAGAGAAAUUUACGAAAAUUGAUUUGACUCAAGCAUAUAUGCAAUUAGAGGUUAAGGAAUGCGAUCGCGAGAUACUGACUCUAAGUACGCAUAAGGGUUUGUAUCGACCUACACGAUUAAUGUACGGUAUUGCUUUUGCGCCUGCCAUUUGGCAGAGGUUAAUGGAACAAGUGCUGAACGGUAUUCCUGGUGUGACCGUUUUCUUGGAUGAUAUCCGGAUUACGGGCCCGAACAAUUUCGUCCAUCUACAGAGACUAGAAGAGGUAUUGAAACGUCUAAGCUCAUACAAUAUGCGGAUUCAUAUUGAAAAAUGCCGGUUCUUUGCGAAUGAAAUCGAGUAUUGUGGAUAUCUGAUUGACAAAAAUGGUAUUCACAAAGUACGCAAAAAGAUUGAUGCUGUGCAAAACAUGCCAGUGCCAGAAAACAAGGAGCAAGUACGCUCUUUUGUGGGAUUGGUGAAUUAUUACGGUAGGUUCUUCCCGAACCUAAGUACGACGCUGUAUCCCCUCAAUAACCAUCUGAAAAAUACGGUUCCCUUCAUCUGGUCGAAAGACUGUGCUGAUGCGUUCAAUGAGGUAAAGUGUGAGAUGCAAUCCGAAAAGAUUUUGGCACAUUACGAUACUACUCUGCCGUUAUUACUUGCUACUGAUGCGUCACCGUAUGGAGUGGGCGCAGUGCUAAGCCACGUAUUUCCGGAUGGUUCAGAGAGGCCAAUCCAAUACGCAUCUCAGACACUUAACUCUACACAACAAGCAUACAAACAAGUUGAUCGAGAAGCUUACGCGAUCAUCUUUGGAGUACGUAAAUUCAAUCAGUACCUUUAUGGUAGGAAGUUUCCGUUGAUUACAGACAAUGAACCGCUGAAACAAAUAUUCUCUGAUACGAAGGGAUUACCGAAAAUGUCAGCGUUAAGAAUGCAACUUUAUGCAACUUUCCUACAGUCAUUUAACUACAAUAUCCAGUUCCGCCCUACGAACCAACAUGCUAAUGCGGAUGCUUUUUCGAGAUUGCCAUUGAAGGAGAGUACGCUUGAUACAGUUAUCGAAGAAAAUGAUUAUCUGGAGGUGAACAUUAUCGAAACAUUACCAUUAACUGAUGAAGAACUUGCGAAAGCUACUGCUACAGAUCCUGACGUUAAAGUGUUAAUGCAAGGGCUAAGAAAUGGCAAGUCCGUUGGGCCUAAAGAUCGUUUUGGAAUCGAUCAAGCUGAGUUUACAAUCCAAAAAGGUUGUAUUAUGCGAGGAAUAAGAGUCUACAUUCCUCCAAGUUUGCGGAAUAAGGUGUUAAUCGAAUUACACUCUACUCAUUUUGGUAUAACCAGAUUGAAGAGCCUAGCCCGAGGAUACGUGUGGUGGGAAGGCAUCGAUAGAAAUAUUCAGGAUCUAGUGCGUAACUGCAGUUUAUGUCAGACCAGCCGAGCUGAACCAGCUAAAGUUCCAACACAUUGCUGGGAUGUACCAACGAAGCCGUUUGAGCGAAUACAUAUAGAUGCAUAUACCAAGUGGCCUGAAGUUCGAAUCCUGAACAACAUAACAACAGCUGCAACGAUUCAGGUUUGCCGUAAAUAUUUUUCUACCUAUGGAAUACCGUCGGUAUUUGUGACCGACCACGGUGUUCAGUUCACAUCUGAAGAAUUCCAGAAAUUUUUGAAAAGGAAUGGAGUCUACCAUAAGAUGGGCACACCAUACCACCCUGCGACAAACGGACAGGCUGAAAGAUUUGUCCAGACCCUGAAAGCAAAAUUGAAGAGCCUGCAGUGUGACAAAGCCACGAUGCAUGCUGAACUCUGCAACAUCCUGCUAGCUUAUAGAAAAACAAUUCACCCUGCUACCGGAAAAUCGCCAUCCAUGAUGCUGUUCAACCGCCAAAUUCGGUCACGGUUGGAUCUAACGAUUCCUGAUUACGAUAUUAUGAAGAAACCUGUGGAUGGAAAAGUGCGUGAUCUUCAAGAGGGGGUGAGAGUUGCUGCGAGAGAUUACUUCGAAAAGACGAAAUGGAAGUAUGGCGUGAUUUCGGAAAAGUUGGGUAAACUCCACUACUACGUAAAGCUGGAUGAUGGAAGGACUUGGAAGCGCCACAUAGACCAACUACGAGAAGUCGGUUCGAAUCUACCGAGUGAACCAUUUAUACCUGCUACUCCUAUGCCAGAGGAACCAGAAGAGCCGAAUGCAAACGAUACUAAUGUGCUGUCACCGGCCACUGAGAUACUAUGCGCACGUAACCACUGUGGUGUCGCCGGCAUUCAGACGCUAGUUUUCGUACGUAACCACUGUGGUGUCGCCGGACGCCAAAGUGUUAAUUACGAAUUGAACAGCAGCAGAAUGGACCGUGUAACAUCGAUCAAAGAUUAA